AUGGAGGAGGAGAAGAAGUACAUCAAGAAGAAGAUCCGUCCCGGUACCAUCGUCCUCGCGGACGCGCCCGAGCUCGCGCUGCUCGUCAACUACGAGCUCGAGGGGACGAUGCGCGCGCCGGACGGGGUGACGAUCAUAACGGAGAAGUCUCGCGCGGUGAAGCGAGUCAAGGUGCGCGCGCUGGACGCGAGCGUCAACCUCGCGUCGCUCGCGGCCGAGAUCGUGGAGAAGUGCAAGCUGAUUCACCACAGCAAGGUUGCGCUCGUGGAGGAGCUGUUGGACGCGCUCAGGCGGCGCGAGCUCGGCGGCGGCGUCGGCGGAGCGCGGGGAGAAGCGCGAGAGAGAGGCGGCGCCGCGGCGACGACGACGACGACGCCGGCGGCGGAUCCGCCGCGAGGCCGCGAGGGCGCCGUGCGGUCGUCCAGCGCCGCCGCCCGCGCCGCGCGCGCCUCGUUCUCUUCUUCCUCCUCCGCGUCGGGAGCGGCGAUGGAGACGGACCUCGCGGCGCUGCGCGGGCGCGAGGACGAGCGCGUCGUUCGCGAAGCCGCCGACGCGGCGGCGGCGUUUACGACGCCGGCGCCGCGCGUCCACGUGCCGAGCGUUCGCGCGUCCCCGGAGCGCCUGGACGAGUACCUCGAGAAGCUGUACGAGGACGACAUAAAGAUCAAGGUCGAGGCGACGCUGCACAUCGCGGCGUUGGCGAAGCGGGUGGAGACGCUGGAGGACAUCUUGGCGCACCCGAACGCGAUACUCGCCGUCGCGAGGACGUUGCGGGAGGACGGUCGGAAGAGCGUCGACCUGGCGACGAACAUCGUCUCGGUGUUCUUCGCGCUGUCCAACUACAGCGCGUUUCAUCACAUCGUGAUCGAGAACCAGCUCGGGGACAUGACGAUGCGCAUCGUCGACCUGGAGGUGAAACGCGCGGAGGACCGGCUCGAGUCGCUGCACGAGCACGGCCCGCCCGACGAGUUCUCCCUUCGGCGGCACGACGCGGCGACGAGGAAACAGGACCGGCUCUUUUACGUCUGUUUCUACCUCCUCCUGAACAUCAGCGAAGACCCGGCCGUGGAGCGGAAGAUGAAGAAGCGCAACAUCGUGACGUACCUGUGCAAGAUGCUCGAGCGACGCAGCGUGGAUUUACUCGUGCUGUGCGUCACGUUCCUCAAGAAGCUGUCCAUCUACGGCGAAAACGUGCAAAAGAUGACGGAGCUGAACGCCGUGGCGCGGCUCGCGACGUUCGUCCCCGGGGACGACGUCUUACUCCUCGUCACCCUCCGGCUGCUUCUCAACCUGUCGUUCGACGACGCCGCGCGCGCGCAGAUGCAAGACGCGGGGUUGAUACCGCCGUUGGUUCGCCUGAUGCGUCAUCCGCACUUCCAGCACGUCUCCAUGGCCAUUCUAUACCACCUCAGCGUCGACGACGAGCGAAAGGCGAGCUUCCCUCCCGUCGUCACUCUUCUCACCCCACACUCGGGCGCGUUCGCGUACACGAACGCGAUGCCGACGCUGUUGGACUUUUUGCUUCAAGUCUCCGACCUGCACGCCGCGCCGGAGCUCAUCGCGCUCGUCGUGAACCUGACGACGCACCCCCGGUGCGCGGAGGUGCUCUGCGACGCGGUCGUCGGCGCGGACGGCACGCGCGGGUUCGACGCGCUCGCGUCGAGAGCGAUCGAACGACGCGACCCGCUCGCGAUGAAAGUCGUGCGAAACCUCUCGCAACUCGACGACGUCUCGACGAAGAAGCGAUUCGCGCCGUACGUCGAGCCGCUGAUCGCGCUGUUGAAGUCCGAGCCGUGCGGCAGCGACGUCAUGGUCGAGACGUUAGGGACGCUCGCGAACGUGCCGUGCGCCGAGGUGGACGUCACCGAUCUCGUGAUUUCGCACGCGGUGCUCGAGUUCAUCGCGACGACGCUCGGGGACGACCGCGGGUGCGAGGACGACGUCGCGCUGGAGGCUGUCGUCUUCGUCGGCGCGGUGGCGUGCGAUCGACUCGCGGGGGAGCUCGUGUCGCUGGGGCUGUGCGAGCGCGUGUACGACAUGCUCAGCGCGAAGAAGGAGGACGACGAGUUCGUGUUGCAGAUCGCGCACGCGGCGGGGCGGAUGUUGCGGCACGAGGAGACGCGGGAUUUCUUACUCCGCGAGACGCAGAUCGCGUUUUACCUCGUGGAUCUGCUUCAGGAUAAGAACGACGUCGUGAGGAAGACGGCGGAUCUCGCGCUGGACGUCGUCAUGGACGUCAGCGAGGACUGGGCGGUGAAGAUUCGUCGCAUGAAGUUCGAGGCGCACAACCAAGAGUGGUUGGAAGCCGUCGAGGGCGUCUCCCUCUUCGGCGGCGGCGGCGAGGAGGAGGGGCGCCUCGGCGAAGAAGGGCACGGCGAACUCCCGCGCGGACAGUACGUCGACGAGUACGGCGAGGUAUAUCACCACGACGAGUACGACGACGAGUACGACGACGAGUACGACGACGACGACGGCGCCGGCGCCGGGAUGCGAAGCGCCGGGUUCGUCUUAGACACCCCGGACCAGUACUUCGGCGCGAGCUUCAGCGAGUUCGACCGCUAG
Messenger RNA from Micromonas pusilla CCMP1545, 2562 nucleotides. RefSeq names its product kinesin II associated protein (gene KAP1). Bases 1 to 2562 code for a protein of 853 amino acids. Gene Ontology annotation, molecular function: kinesin binding. The transcript has 3 exons. Gene Ontology annotation, biological process: cilium organization; microtubule-based movement. NCBI's taxonomy places the organism in Eukaryota, Viridiplantae, Chlorophyta, Mamiellophyceae, Mamiellales, Mamiellaceae. The record is from RefSeq and is a predicted model, not a curated record. Gene Ontology annotation, cellular component: axoneme; ciliary transition zone; kinesin II complex.